UAAUUUUUUCUGAUUUUAUUUAUUAAGUCGGAAUUCAAAAUGAAAGCUCAAAUAUAUUAUUGUUUUAUUAUUUUUGUAUUUAUUUUCGGUACACUAAACGAAUCCUAUGGAAAAUAUAUUGAUCAAAAUGCUAUCAUUAAAGCGGUCUCAGGUUUCGCAAAUGAUUUGAUGAAAGUAAAAUACGAUAAAUUAGUUAAAGAGAAUAAAAGAGAUGAAAUAAACAAAAUAUGUACUACUCUUAAGGAAACUUGUAAUGAUAAACAAAAUUUGGGUAAAAAAGACAAAACUAUAAAACACAAGGAAUGCACUGAUUUUUAUAAUAAAUGUCUUAAAGAAAACCCAUUUAAAUCAAAUCAAAGUAAAACUUAA
This is a messenger RNA of Oppia nitens, 369 nucleotides long. RefSeq lists its product as uncharacterized. Bases 40 to 369 code for a protein of 109 amino acids. The record is from RefSeq and is a predicted model, not a curated record. The transcript has 4 exons. NCBI's taxonomy places the organism in Eukaryota, Metazoa, Arthropoda, Arachnida, Sarcoptiformes, Oppiidae.